CAGGAAUUACUGUAAUUAAAGAGAGAACCUGAAUUACAAUGGGGGACGACAGUGAGUGGAUGAAACUGCCCAUUGACCAGAAAUGUGAACACAAGCUGUGGAAAGCCAGAUUAAAUGGUUAUGAAGAAGCCCUUAAGCUCUUCCAGAAGAUAGAUGAUGAAAAGAGUCCCGAAUGGUCCAAGUAUCUUGGAUUGAUAAAGAAAUUUGUGACAGACUCCAAUGCAGUGGCUCAGUUGAAAGGACUGGAAGCAGCACUCGCUUAUGUUGAAAAUGCUCAUGUAGCUGGGAAGACAACGGGAGAAGUAGCGUCUGGAGUUGUAAAUAAAGUGUUUAAUCAGCCAAAAGCCAGAGCAAAGGAGCUGGGUCUAGAUAUAUGUCUAAUGUAUAUAGAAAUUGAGAAAGGGGAGGCAGUACAAGAAGAAUUACUAAAGGGUCUGGACAACAAAAACCCUAAAAUCAUAGUAGCAUGUAUAGAGACACUGAGGAAAGCACUAAGUGAAUUUGGUUCAAAAAUAAUCUCACUGAAGCCAAUCAUUAAAGUAUUGCCAAAACUGUUUGAGUCUCGGGAAAAGGCUGUUCGAGAUGAAGCCAAACUCCUUGCUGUGGAGAUCUACCGUUGGAUAAGGGAUGCUCUGAGACCUCCAUUGCAGAACAUAAAUUCUGUUCAG
Messenger RNA from Fulmarus glacialis (Northern fulmar), 668 nucleotides. Its product is annotated as cytoskeleton-associated protein 5-like. The transcript has 4 exons. Gene Ontology annotation, cellular component: spindle pole; centrosome; kinetochore. Gene Ontology annotation, molecular function: microtubule plus-end binding; microtubule plus end polymerase activity. The annotation marks the transcript as partial. Lineage: Eukaryota; Metazoa; Chordata; Aves; Procellariiformes; Procellariidae. Gene Ontology annotation, biological process: mitotic spindle organization; microtubule polymerization; establishment or maintenance of microtubule cytoskeleton polarity. The record is from RefSeq and is a predicted model, not a curated record.